Lucilia cuprina (Australian sheep blowfly) is the source of this 3380-nucleotide messenger RNA. RefSeq lists its product as uncharacterized. The transcript is spliced from 7 exons. The coding region runs from base 767 to 3220 and encodes 817 amino acids. The record is from RefSeq and is a predicted model, not a curated record. NCBI's taxonomy places the organism in Eukaryota, Metazoa, Arthropoda, Insecta, Diptera, Calliphoridae.
UUCCCUAUGAAAUCCUUUUAUGAAAUAUAUAAUUGAAUUUGUCUGCUUUUGUUAAAAAAGUAUAUAUUUUAAAGUAUGUUUCUUUGGUACACUUGACGCUUAGGUGAAAUAAAAAGUUAAAAAACUAAAAAUUAAAAAAUAAAAAAUAAAACGUACAAAACAAAACCAAACCUAAAAAAAGAAAAAAAAAAACAGUCAAAAUAUAUUUAAUAAACUCCAAUCCAAAACAUUCAAAGUGUUUUGUGGAUGCAUUUUGUUUGGAAAGGGGCCCGACAACACAAAUACGGAAGGCCUAAGGAGUGCUUUAGCCCGUCUACGCAAUAGAACGGGCCCCUCAAUUCCACAACCAUCUCCACCUACCUCACCUCAUCCCUCAGCAGCCAGCUGUCGUGAAACGACUACUACCACCACCACUACCUACACAACCAACAACACCAAUAAUGGAUCCAAUCAAAAUAUUGAUAAAAUUGCAACUACAUCAACAACAGCUUUGGGCGAUGAAUGCCACAAGGUACCGAUAACACAAAUACCGACAUCAUCCACUACAGCAACAACAACAACAACCAGGCAGGCUGGAAAAGGUGUGUAUAAACAAGAUGCAGGCCUUUCCGACAAUACCUCCCCUACCCACUUCCAGGCUUUAACCAAUGCCCAACCACAAAAACAACAACAACAACAAUCUAGAACUAUAGUUACAAAUAAAAAAACAUCUUCGCCCAAAACCCUACCUGCUACCUAUUGUACUAGUACACGUUCCGCAGCAGUCAUGGCUUUGGCCUUACGCAGUCAAACACCUCCCAGUCCACAGACAACACACAAGAAUUCACGUAACUAUCGAACUGCCGAUGCUGUUAACCACUCGGCCGAAUCCACGUUUACGACUACAACGUCAAUGUCUCCCACAAGCACGGCAACAACAUCUCGUCAACAUAUUAACCGCUCACCGGCUCAACAAAUCAAAUCAAAGAUUUUAAAUGAACGUCCAAAUGGUAUUGGAGAUUUGUAUUCAGGUGGUUCGAGUAGUUCCGACAACGAUGGUGUAAAUACUUCUUCUUCCUCAUCGGCCACCGCUUUAAGGCGUUUGUAUUUUAAAAGUGGUCGUAGCACUAAAACGAAAGCCAAUACGAAUAAAUCUUCCAUGUCUAUGACCCAAAUAACGAAAAAUGCCAUUUGUACAGCGGCAGUGCUGUAUCAUUCUUCGGUGGAAGGUACCCUAGGCGUCGCUGGUAAUACAUCCACUAGUAAAAGUGUUCCCAAGGUUGUUGUAAUGGGUUCUUCCACUGCUUCGGCGAGCGAUACAAUUAUUAAUACAUCCACAGACUCAGCAUCGACUAUGAUUACGAAUGUUACCCAUACCGAUACAUCAGAGACCUGCGAUUCUUUAGAUUUAGUUGAAUGUGUUUCAGGUGAUAAUUCGGGUCAAAGUGAGCCAUUAUUUAGUUCCUUGGAAGAGCCUUUACUAACCGCCAUACAAGUUGAUUCCGAACAAGAAGGUACUGAAAUCGAAUUGACCAGUUGCUCAUCAUAUUCACGACCCGAUAUGAAUUUACAGGAAAGUACUGAGAGUCAAGAGUCCUGUCUAUCCAUCUUAACGGGUGAGCCAUCUUCGACUACACCGCUAUUGUCAUCACACCGAAAACAUUCGCCUAUAAGUACUGGUUAUGGUGACAAAGAGCGUGAACGCGAACGUGUGCCUAAUACGGCUCCCGCCCCAACUAGUGGCGGUAAGCACUUUACAUUUGACAAACCACAAUCCCCGAAAUCCGCACGUUGUAGUGAUAAGUCACGUACUUGUUUUACAUUUAAAGAUGAAGCCGAACAGAGAAACUAUAUUAAGCAGCAGCAUCAAAAACAGCAACAACAGCAGCAGCAUCAGCAACAACAAUGUUUGUCAAAAUAUAUGGAUGAAGGACUAACAUAUGACAAAUGUAAUUCCUCGAAUGAAAGAUUACCAACACGCACCUAUCCCUCGCAAAAGAGCAACAAUACAACUGGAGUUACUAACGCUGACGUAACACAUUUCAAUAGCAGUAAAAAGUCUCGAAACGAAACAGCUGAACGAAAUCGUUAUUCCAUGGCAGGCACUGCAACACACAAAACUAGUCCAAAACGUGAGCGUCGACGUUCACCUUCAUCAUCAACGUCCAAAGUCAAUUCAGCUCCGCCCACAAUGAAGGAUAGCAACUUUUUCGGUAGCAACUCUUCACCGACCAGACUCAAUAAUAAACAACUCUCGCCUACCUCGCAGAGCUCAGGUCAACGUAAAUAUUCCUCCAGUUCUUCAUCCGGUGGCAGUGAGCGUUAUAAAGACGGCAUACUAUUUCCCUUCGAUCGUGAGGCUAUCGACUAUGAACGCAUACAGCGUGAAUGUUUUGCAUUAAAGGAACAUUCCAGUUCCUCAACCACCACUAGCGAUUCAGAUGAACCAGAACCCUGCUCGGUUUAUGAAAGAUCGAAGGCUACAAUUUCACCCAAAACCACUGAAUUCUAUAAGCAAUACAGCUUACUCUCGCAAAAGGAACAGCAGCAACAACAUUCACAAACAUCAUCUCGUAAAAAUUCUAAACGCUUACGUUCCGAUUCUUUAGCACAAAAAUAUAUACCCAAAUCGGAUGCAUUUAGCCCUAAAUCAAAAACCAGCUCUCCCACCCACAAUGCCCAUCAUUCGCCCAACUCGCAAAUAGAAUUAAAUAAAUUCGAGGAUAUUGCCUCGAAAUUUGAUCAAAUGCCACCAAAACAUGGUUCGAUUGUCAGUCUAGCCACAAAAACCACUAGCCCUUUGUCCAGCUGCAGUCAAAUAUCGAAUUUGAAAAACAACAACAGCUACAUGAGCAACAACAAUAUUGAGAGCAUAUCAUCAAAUGCUAGUAGUCCUACUAACUCACGUAGCACCACACCACCGCUGCCCAAUUUACGUGUAGACUUUUUUAUGGAAAAAUCAACACAAUCGCGCAAAAAAUCAUUUAAAAAUAAACCGAAAACCGCCUCAGCCAUCGAGGAAGUGGAUACGAUCACAACAGCAAAUACAGCACACGACUUUUUGGGUGACUGCCAAUAUGUAGUAGGUAGUAGCAAUGUUUUAGCAGCGGCUAAUGUUGUCAUUAAUUCAGGUGGCCCUAUUAACGUAACAGCCAAUCCAAUGGAGGUAGCCGCUGUCUGUACACAACCAAGAGCAACAAUUGUCGUCCAACAAAAUUUUCUUUCUCUCCAGUGUGAGUGAGUUGUGGUGUAUGUCUCUUGUCUUGUCAAGCCGCUAAGAAAAUCUCUUCUCAUCUCUACGUGUGAAUUUUCACACAAUUUUCUUUUUCUUCUUCUGCUUCUUCUUGAGCAUAUCUUGUCUGAUUUAGUUUAUAAAAACCAUUGUAUUGUUAAGAUCACUU